UCUAACAAUAACAACACCACUUCCUUUACCAAAAGGGAGAAAAAAGAGAGAAAGAAAUGGAAUGUUGUUGACCGAAAGUCGUCUUCCCCAUCGCCGGCACGCCGAAACGCCCUUCGCUGUCGCCGCCAAGCUCGCCUCGCCCCCUCCUUCCGCCGAACCACGCCUGGAGAUCUCCCUCGUGGGCAUUCUUUCUCGUCCUCUCUAUUGGUAGCGAGUGAAGACCUACCCGGACGCGAUUCUUCUUCUUGGCUGAAGAAGUAGUGCCAAAUUCUACAUUCGUAUUUGGUAUUAUAUAAGACGGAUUAGUAGUGGAAUGAUCCUUUGGGAGAAUGGAAGGCAAUAACCUGCCACCUGGAAACUUUAUGCAAGGAGCAACUUAUGGCAGUUCAGACUUGCACCGGAAUCCCAUGCAAAUGCACGGUCCAAGCUCCGGUAAUCAGGGCUUCAACCACUCUCAGAUACCUGGCAAAUUCCCCAUGCCUAUGAACCAGGUUACAGAUUCUGACCACUUGUCGGAAUUUCAAUUCAGAGGACAAAGGAAGGCUGAUCACCACCAGGUCCACCAUCACCACUAUCACAAGAAGGACUCCAUGAGCGAUGAUGAGGAGCAUGGUCUGAACGAGGAUACCACUGAUAGCCACAGCAGCAAGGGAAAGAAGGGCUCAGCAUGGCAGCGGAUGAAGUGGACGGAUUCAAUGGUUAAGCUUUUAAUUACUGCAGCGUCCUACACUGGUGAGGAUCCAGGAGCUGAUUUAGGAUGUGGAAGGAGGAACUGUGCAAUGGUGCAUAAAAAAGGCAAGUGGAAGGCAAUAUCAAAGGUGAUGGGCGAGCGAGGUUGCAAUGUGUCACCGCAGCAGUGCGAGGAUAAGUUCAAUGACCUCAAUAAGAGAUACAAAAGGCUUACAGAUAUCCUUGGUCGGGGUACAACUUGCAAGGUUGUGGAGAAUCCAGCACUUCUGGAUCGCAUGGAUAAUCUCUCUGACAAGUUGAAAGAUGACGCAAGGAAGAUACUGAGCUCAAGGCACUUAUUCUAUGAGGAGAUGUGCUCCUACCAUAAUAAUAACCGGAUUAGUUUGCCUGAAGAUCUUCCACUUCAGCGUUCACUGCAGUUUGCUCUUAGGUGCAAAGAGGAAAAUGAUAUGAUGAGAGGAGCAAGUGGAGAUGCCGAUGAAGAUGACCAGAGUUCAGACUCUGAUUAUGAGGAAGAUAAUGAUGAGGACCAUCAUGUGGCGCAUAGCAAUAAAGGGGGCUUACCCAUGCAAAAGAAGAUGCGGUAUACAGCGGAUCAUGAGGAUGCAGGUUCACACGAAUGUAGCCGGAGGUCUAAUCCCCAUGGCAUCGCACUAGAUAUCAACAAAGUUGUUCCAGAUGGAACCAGCUUGGCUUUGACACAGAAGGGCUUAGUAUUGCAAUCUGCAGAACUUGAAAAACAGUGCUUGAAAAUCGAAAAUGAGGCACUGGAGCUUGCAGAACAACGCCUCAAGUGGGAACUAUCCAGUAAAAUUAAGGACAAGGAACUGGAAAGGAUGAGGUCAGAUAACGAACAUAUGAAGAUUGAGAUUAAACACUUAGAACUGGAGGUAAGGCGCAAAGAGUUAGAGCUUGAACUCAAGCUGAAAGGAAAUGUCAAUCAUUCAUGACAUAUAUUUAGGCGGUCAAGAUUGGCCUGUAAGAUGGUAGCCGAUGGCUUCUGAUGUUAGCGUAGAAUACUGCCAGCAGGUCGCCCGUGCACUUCGCAAGAUCUCGUUUUGCAAGAAUUGGGUAUUUGAUGAGGCUUAUGAUCACCCCUUCAGUUUUUCUGUUUUUAUUGCAAUACAUUCUUUGCUAUAGCGGGCUUGUAGCAGUGACUCUGAGUGGUAAUUGAGUGGAUGGCUUGCGUUUGCUUACAAUAGAUAUCAAAUGUAAAGCCCCAAGAGCUCGUUAUAUGCUGCCAAUUGCUGUCGUAAGUUUUAUCUGGAUUUUGGUAAAACAGGUUCGGAUUGUUCAUCAAGAAUCCAAGUUGUAGUCAAAUUAAUAAUUCGAUUCAAUUUCAGAGAUUGAACUGGAAUAUCAUGCGAAACUAUCCGAU
Messenger RNA from Triticum urartu, 2068 nucleotides. NCBI's taxonomy places the organism in Eukaryota, Viridiplantae, Streptophyta, Magnoliopsida, Poales, Poaceae. The record is from RefSeq and is a predicted model, not a curated record.